Messenger RNA from Lucilia cuprina (Australian sheep blowfly), 1168 nucleotides. RefSeq names its product protein yippee (gene Yippee). Lineage: Eukaryota; Metazoa; Arthropoda; Insecta; Diptera; Calliphoridae. The coding region runs from base 464 to 826 and encodes 120 amino acids. The record is from RefSeq and is a predicted model, not a curated record. The transcript is spliced from 3 exons.
AAAAUUGCACUUGAAUAUUUUCUAAUUCUUAAGGGUAUUAGAAAAAAAGAUAAAUAACAUUUAAAAAAGCAUUUAAUAUUGCACUUUAACAUUAUUAUCAAAAAUUGUUUCGAGGAAAACAGAACAUUUCAAAAAAGCAAAUAAAUUGCUCUCAAUUAAAUAAAAAACAACAACAAAAUAUAAAGCAAAAACAAAAAGGUAAACAAAGAAAGCAGAAAAAAUACUCAUAGACAAACAUUGGAAGAUUAUUUUGUCGUUUUUUUACAUUUUGGGAUUUCUAUAAUUAUUGUGUGUACAUAUUCUUUUGUAAGAAGUGCAACGAGACAGAUUUAUCAGUCGGUCGCUUGAUCGUUCGAUUUUUGGUAACAUUUUGUCAAAUAUCAUUGUACUCACUGCCGUGUAAAGUUUAUCUAGUCGCCAAUAAUUGAAGCAAUCGGUUACUGAACUCAAUAUUUUCUAAAUUAUGGGUCGUGUAUUUUUGGAACAUUUAGGUGGCACACGUCUAUUUAAUUGUGCUCAAUGUCAAACAAACUUAACUAAUCGAAAUCAGCUAAUAAGUACUCGAUUCACUGGAGCUACGGGACGAGCUUAUCUCUUUAAGCGCGUAGUCAAUUUAACCUUUAGCAAUAUCCAGGAGCGUGUUAUGCUUACUGGAAGACAUAUGGUACGCGAUGUAAUGUGCAAAAAUUGUAGUGUUAAACUGGGCUGGAUGUACGAGUAUGCAACAGAUGAGGCUCAAAAAUAUAAAGAAGGCCGAGUUAUUUUAGAAUAUGCCCUGAUCAGUGAAAUUGAAGGUUUCCCCGAAAGUAUUACACCAGUUCAUUGAUUAAUUGGAACAUCCAAUUCACAUAGAACUACAAUCUCUAGUUUGCUCUCACUUUAAUACUUAAUUAAUUUAAAUUUAAAUAAAUACUUUAAUCUUAAUUUAUGUUCUUCAAAUAAAACUCUAAUAUAAAAAAAAACGAGAAAAAAUCUAAAAAAAAUAAGUUUUUAUAAGAUAAGUAUUUAAGCAUCUUAUUUUAAGCCUUUACACCAAAUCUAUUAAAAAAACAUUUAGUUAGUAUAGUUUCUUUUUCAAAAUUAUCAACUAAUUUUAAGUUAACGGAGGCUUUAAAGCUUAACGUACAUUAAUGAAAUUUAAAAAAAAAACUUUAAUUUUUCUCAAAAA